AUGGCAGCGGAAACUGAGGUUGCUGGGAAUCGCCCCACCGACGCCUCCCCAAAGCGGGGUGAAGAGAUGACGCGUCGGGAACACUGGAUGGCUGCAACCGGUUGCGCCUUAUCUGGAUUGAUGACUUUAAUUCCAUUUCAGUUUGUUGCUGUCAUGUUGCCCGUCCUCUCACACCACUUUCUGGAUGGGAAGCAGCUGGGCAACUCCAUGCUGGGCAUGUACCAGCUUUUCUGCGUUAUAGCUCUCCUUAUAAUUCUCAAAGUAGGAGCUCUUCAUGGCUGGCUCAUUCAGGGAGGGCUUGUGUUAUCUCUAGUGUGCAUGGGAGCGUUCUCUCCGGCGUUCUUCUACGGUCCCGUUGCCUGCCGCAUAGCUUUAAUUCACAUUAUUCUCGGUCUUUUAGGUACAUGCAACGCGGCUUUGCAAGCCGCUGGGUUUGCAAGGGCGGCAAUUCUUCCAAGAAACUAUGUGGGCACGACUUCGAUAGGGCAGGCAACUGCUGGCCUGGUAGCCUUCGUCGUUACUGCCAUUCUUAUGAACGGCGUGUUCGACAUGGACAACGUUAACGACGUCAAGUGGUUCAGCUGUAUUUGCUGCGGUAUUUCCGUGGUUAUGUGCAUCCUAUCAAUCGUCUACAUGCACGUUUUCCUUAAUGCAAAGGUCUGUGUUCAGUCUGUAAACAAUGCAUUGAAUGGCGGAUCCGAUGGAAAGGCAACGCAAGAUGAUACACCUACAAUUGCAGCCGACCUUGAGGAGCCAAAGAGACGCCAAAAUAGUGCAUCUAGCGGUACUCUGGACGAAUCGCUUUUGCCGCCGAGGCCCUGGCUGACGAUGAUGCGGGGUUCUUUCUGGGAGCUGUUAAGCCUGUUUCUUGUUUUCUUCAUCACUUUUUCUCUUUUCCCGAAGGUCGGUCCCGUAUCUUUCAAUUUUGAAGGAAAAGGUCCAUCGAAGAUGGUUCUACUUUUUGGAAUGCAAUUUGUUGGAGAUUUCCUUGGCCGUUCGUGCCUCAAACUAACGAGUUUGCACCGGAUAUUCAGUUUCUUGUUCCUUUCGCGCAACGCCACGAUUGCCGCGUCGUUUAUUCGCCUUGUGUUUUACAUCCCCUUCUGUAUGGCAAUGAAGAUGGAAAACACUCCAUUUAUUAACAAUUUUGCGUGGCUAAUGAUUCUUCAGCUUUUGCUUGCUUUCACCCUUGGGUGGGUCGGCACUCUGACUCUCAUAUAUUGUUCCAUGUCCGUUACCCGCAUGUCUGAGAAAGCCCGCAUGGGGUCGCUCUCAACUAUAGUGCUUGCCGUCGCUAUUGGGGUUGGUCUGUAUAUAGCCUUGGCUUUCUAG
Molecule: messenger RNA, 1332 nt
Organism: Eimeria maxima
Lineage: Eukaryota; Apicomplexa; Conoidasida; Eucoccidiorida; Eimeriidae
Product: adenosine transporter, putative
Exons: 1
Coding region: 1-1332 (443 amino acids)
Biological process (GO): nucleoside transmembrane transport
Cellular component (GO): plasma membrane
Molecular function (GO): nucleoside transmembrane transporter activity
Source: RefSeq, a predicted model, not a curated record